Messenger RNA from Drosophila sulfurigaster albostrigata, 3710 nucleotides. RefSeq names its product coiled-coil domain-containing protein 63 (gene Ccdc114). The record is from RefSeq and is a predicted model, not a curated record. Lineage: Eukaryota; Metazoa; Arthropoda; Insecta; Diptera; Drosophilidae.
CGGAAAGAUUUUCAAGCAACUUUUUAACAAAAAAAUUUAAAGAAACAUUAUAAUCAACUCAACAACAAAAAAUUAAAUAUUAAAUGUAAAAUGGUUUCAAAAUCAAGAAAGAAAAUGAAUAAGUAAACACAAAUAAAAUAUAAACAAAACAAAACGUGUAGUAAAGAAAGUUAAAAACAAUUUCAAAACAUCUGCAUCAAUGUUCGAAUUAUUGUUUCACUAUUUGAUGCAAGUUUUCGCAUUUUGCAUUUUUAAAACAAAAAUCAACAAUUUUCAUCAUUUUUCUCAGCACUCUUCAAUAUUAUUCCCUAACUGACAGCAUGUUUGGCGUUUCAUUUAUUUCGAUAAUAAAUUAACUAUGUUUACACAAUUGAAAUUCACCAAACCGGAAUCAGAAUUCAAUCCGAAUACUCGUAAUUAUUAUUAUAGACAGACUCACAGACCUUGACAAACACAUUGAACAUGCACAUGUGCACACACACACACACACAUUCUCACAAAACGAGUAAAUACUUAAUUAUAUAUUACAAAAUUUAUAUUUAUACAUACAUUAUACAUGAUAUACAUACAUACAUAUAAAGUGCAGAAGUAAACUAAUAGGCAAUGUAGUUGGAAAUGGAAAUACAUAGAGAAACGAUACAUAAGCAGAAGGAUUGAGGAAGAGGCAGACAUUAAAUAAACUAAUUUAAAAUAGCAAAGAAAUGGUCUUUAUAUUAACUAUAUAUAUAUAUACUAUAUACUAUACAUAUGUGUAUAUUGAAUACAAUUUAUAAAUAAUAACAAACUCAAUGGCGAAGUGUGUAAAAUUUGUGCAUUCGUUCAUGAAAACAAAAGGAUGAAAGUAAACACCGAAAAACAUUAAAAAUAUAUCUAUUAUAUAUAUAUAUAUACAUACAUAUAUAUAUUCAAUUUAAUUUUUCGCUCAACACUGCGAAAAAUUGUUGAAAUCACACAUUUAAAGCUAUCAAAGAAACUAUUAAUUAAUAUUGAGAAGAAACGGAAGAAACGCAAACCAAAAACAAAAACAAAAGCAAAAACCAAAACAAAUAACACAAAACUAUGCAAGAAAAAUAUUUUAAUACUUAACAGGCGUAAUGAUGCAUUAACAAGUCUAGUUUAAACAUUAUUUAUAUGCCAUACAAGAACAUACAUAAAUAAACCUAACAUAUAUUUAUAAGUAUACAUACUACACUACAACUCCAAAUACAAAUACAAAUACAAAUACAAUACCAAAUUACAAUAACAUGAUUAUAAAAUGAUUAGAGCCAGAGCAACAACUACUUACAUGCAUUAUUAUACGAGUACAUACGACAUACGAGUAAAUGAGUAAACAUUAUUUGCGCCUUUUCUCAACUUGUUUAUUUGUUGGUUUUUUAUUUACAUAAUUCAUCUGUUUGAUAAAGAACGAGAAACGACAGCAGUUAGGCCAAAAUGCGCAGUAUAAGCUAACAAAAGCUAACAAUAAUAUAAAAAGAGAACAACAAAAUAAAUAAAAAUAUAUAUAUACUAAAUAUAAUAUGAAUAUCAAGCAAAGUUUAGGCUAAAUUUUGCCAGUUUUCAAAAGGGCAAACAUGUAAAUUUUGUUUCGUUUGCCAAACUGGGCGUCGUGUAUGGGCGACAUAUGGAAAAUAAUAUGAUAAACGAGGAGCAGAACAUUGAAAAAUAAAAUGGGAGGAUGGAGAAGAAUAUGAAGCUAGAGCAAAAGUAAACCAAGUUAUAAUUACAACAAUUAAAUUAUUAUUAAUAAAUAAUUAUUAUACAUGACAACUUAUGCAAAUGUAAUAAGUGAACAAAAGAAAAAAAAAACACAAAAUAAACAGGCGAAAAACUGGCAAGUUUAAUAAAAAAAAAAUAAAUAAAUAAGAAAAAACAUUAAAAAAAAAGAUAAGAAAAACCAAAAUGGUAAAAUUACAAAAAUGCAGAAAAAUAUAUAUUAUAUAUACUUUAUAGACAUUUAAACAGGAAAACAAAAACAAAACGCAAAGAACAAACUAAAAAAUAAAGUUACAAAUAAUAAACUUUUACCAUAAAAAUAUCAAAAAAAAUAUUGUCCAGUGUGUUUUAUUUAAACGGAAUUUCAAAUUUCAGUUUUAACAUUCACCACGAAACGUUAGCACUUUAAAGGUAUUUUCCAACACUGACACUGUUGCCAAGUAACAGUUUGCCGGCUAGCAACCGUAUUAUGAAGAUGUAAAUAUAAAGAAACUUUAACAGUUUCUGUUAAGAUGUCCGACCAACUAGAUCAAUUGGCCACCGCUGAAUUGCAGCGUCUCCAGCGCCAACAUCGAUCGCUUCAGCUAGAUCUGCGUGGUCUCCUCGAGGAGAAGGCAAAGCGUUUGAAAAAGCAGAAUCAUAUGAUCAACGUCUUGCAGUUAGAGCAUGAGAAACUAAAGGAAGAAAUCAGAACCUUGGAAGGCGGCACUCAUGCUCGCAAGAACACCAAUAAAGAAAAGCAUUUGGGUUCCUUGCAGAAGCAACAAACCGAAUUGCAAAGGGUCUUACAAAGCGAACGUACUAAUCUGUGGGAAUUAGAAGGGCACAUCAGGAAAAUGGAGAAAGAAAUCGAUGCAUUGCGUCGCAACGAAGUGCCCGACAAUUGUUAUAAGGACACCAUUUGCAAGGUGCAAAAGAGCGUCGUCAAAUUGGAGAAUCGGCUCGAUGUGGUCAACAAAAAGUGCAGCGAUGUUCUUACGGAGAAUAGCAAAAUGCGUGAUGCCAUAAAUCAUAUGCUUCAAGAUCGUGCAAACUUCAAUGACAUGUGGCAAUCGAUGGUCACCCAAUUUAAUGACGGCAAGAAACUUAUAAUGGACUUGAUUGAUCAAUCGACAAUGGCAUUUGAUCAGCGUCAAGAGCUAUGCACAAAGCUAACAGUGCUGAAGGAUCGCAAUGAGAAUGAUAAAGUCAUGCACAUACAGGAAAUGAGGGAAAUGCAGCGUCGCUUGGAGCACGAUGCAAAGUUGCAAAAGUUCUUCGACAUCAAGGGACAGAAACGUAUGAAUCCUGAACUGGAGCAACGUGAACUGGACAAGAAGCAGACUCAAAAGGAGAACUACGAGCGACAACUAUUCGAAUAUAAAGAGAUCAUCGAACAAAUUAAGCAAUUAUAUGGGGAGGAUGACACUGAUCGUUUGGUAGCUCAAUUCAAGCGCCAGGAAGAUGAAAACUUUGCACUCUUCAACUACGUAAACGAGCUGAGUCACGAAGUGGAGGUACUCAAUGAUACUACUCAAGAAUUAACCGAUGAAAUCGAACGUCAAAAAUCUGAGCAAACCGAAAAAGAACUUAAGCUUAAGACGGAAGCUUUAGAUUAUCUAAAUGAUGAACUCGCUCGCAUCGAACAACUGGCCAAGGAAACCAGCGAGAAGAAGCAAAAUCUCAGCAGCAGGUUGCAGCAACUACUUCGAGGAAUUGAAGAUAUAUUCAAAGUGCUGGCCUGUGAUGAUGCACCUAUACUAAAUGUGCUCAGCUCCAAAACCUUUUUGACCGUACACAAUGUUAAGCUAUUCAUUGGUGUUAUUGAACGUCGAGUGAAUCUAAUCAUUAGCACGAUUAACAUUGAGGAUAAUUCCAACAGAAUCUUGGCAAGAAAGGAUCGUGUGCCCAAAUUCAAUAUACGCGAAUCAGCUAAAAUGAAACAUUAAUCAUAUAUGAACGAAAGACUCAAUAAAAUGCAUUUCAAAAAUCAAUUCUUUAAUAUAAUUUAUAAUUAU